This is a messenger RNA of Condylostylus longicornis, 388 nucleotides long. RefSeq names its product cytochrome b-c1 complex subunit 9 (gene ox). Lineage: Eukaryota; Metazoa; Arthropoda; Insecta; Diptera; Dolichopodidae. The coding region runs from base 114 to 278 and encodes 54 amino acids. The transcript has 2 exons. Gene Ontology annotation, biological process: mitochondrial electron transport, ubiquinol to cytochrome c. The record is from RefSeq and is a predicted model, not a curated record.
AAAAAACACUCUUAAACAUCAUUUCGAUUUUGAAGUUUGUUUAGCUAACAAAACUCAUAUUUUAUUAUUUUGUCCUGCUGCAGCAAGAUAAAUCAAAUAUUUAAGAUAUCACAAUGAGUCUAUAUAAUAUUUUAUUUAAAAGAACAUCAACCUACGCUGUAGGUAUUGUUGCAUCGGUAUUCUUUUUCGAGAGGACAUUUGAUUUGGCAGCUGAAUCAAUUUUCACCUCAGUAAAUAAAGGCAAACUAUGGGAAGAUAUUAAGCAUAAAUAUGAGUAAAUUAGUCAGAAAAGCCAAAAUCCAUAAAAUAUUUAGCUAAUGUAAACUUUAUUGUAUAAAUAAAAAUCGAAAGAACAAAAAAAAAAACAAAUUAUUGUUCUUGUAUUCAA